CGGUUUAGGUCUAGCUCCUGAAUCACCGGUCGGUGGUAGUUAAGCAUUUCGUCUCCGAAGCAGAAAGUUCGACGGUGAGGAAGAAGGAGCAGGAGGAGGAAAACACACACUCUCAGAGAAGCUUAAAUAUGGAUUUUAGUUCAGCCGAAGAAUCAGAUAUCAGUGAGUCAGAGAUAAACGAGUACAAAGAAAAGCCAUACAAACAACUGAGAUCUGGGACAUAUAAAGUGAAGGCUUUGAAUGGCAGCUUAAGAUGCCCAUUUUGUGCUGGGAAGAAGAAGCAAGAUUACAAAUUCAAGGAUUUGCUUCAACAUGCAUCGGGAGUUGGUAAAGGAUCUGCCAACAGGAGUGCAAAACAAAAGGCGAACCACCUUGCCUUGGCAAAGUAUUUGGAGACUGACUUAGCCAAAGAAACUAAUCAAGAACUUGUUCCUUUACCGCAAGCACUAGCUGUGAAUAAAACUCCAGUGCAAGAUGAGCUGCAUGUGUGGCCUUGGAUGGGAAUUAUAGUUAAUAUCACUGCUGAAUCGGAGGAGAAAAUGGCUCGGCUUGACAAGGGUUAUUGGUUAAGAAAGUUGGCCAAGUACCAACCUCUAGAUGUUCAAACAUUCUGGAAUGCACAAGACCUAGCAGGCCAGGCCAUAGUGAAAUUCAAUGAGCAUCUGAAUGGCUAUGUAAUUGCAACAGACUUUGAAAGGACAUUUGAAAAUGAGAAGCAUGGCAAGAAGCAUUGGAGUGCACGACAAAGAAAUCCUGGUUCAAGUAUUUAUGGUUGGUAUGCACGUGUUGAUGACUAUCAAUCCAAGGGCCCCUUGGGAGAGUACCUUCGCAAGGAAGGAAAAUUAAAAACUUUUCCUGAGAUUGAACACGAAUUAACAAAGGAUAGACACAAUGCUUUGGCAAACUUGGCCAAUAAAAUUGAUUUGACAAAUGAAAACCUGAAUGAGCUGCAAUGCAAGUACAAUGAGAAGACAAUGACUUUGAGCAGGAUGCUUGAAGAGAAGGACAAUCUACACCUUAUUUUUCUAGAAGAGACAAGGAAGAUGCAAAGGGAUGCACGGAACAAUGUUCAAAGAAUCUUGGAGGAACAGGAAAAGCUAAAAAAUGAACUUGAAGCGAAGAAAAGGAAACUUGAUGGCUGGAGCAAAGAAUUAAACAAACGUGAAGUGUUAACUGAGCGUGAGAGGCAAAAGCUUGAUGAAGAGAGGAAAAAGAAUGAUGUCAGGAACAGUUCACUUGAGUUGGCUUCCUUGGAGCAGAAAAAGGCCGAUCAAAAUUUCUUGAAAUUGAUUGAAGAGCAAAAGAGGGAGAAAGAAGAAUACUUAAGGAAGAUACUUCAGUUAGAAAAAGAUGUGGAUGCUAAACAGAAGUUGGAAAUGGAAAUUCAGGAGUUGAAGGGGAAGUUGCAGGUGAUGGAGCAUCUUGGAAAAGAUGAUGCAGCUCUGCAGAAGAUGCAAGAGAUGAAUGAUGAUCUGAAACAGAAAAUUGAGGAUUUGGAAGCAAUGGAGUAUAUGACUCAAACUCUUCUCAAGAAAGAGCGCCAGAGCAAUGAUGAGCUCCAACAAGCACGGAAAGAGUUAAUUAUGGGUUUGGCUGAUUUGUUGGGUGCUCGAACUAAUAUUGGAAUAAGGAGAAUGGGAGAAAUUGACCAAAAGCCAUUUCAGAACACUUGUAACCUGAGAUUCCCACCUGAUGAAGCAAUGUUUCAAGCCACCACACUAUGCAGCCUGUGGGAGGAGAAACUUAAGAACCCUAAGUGGCAUCCCUUCAAAAUCAAAAGUGUUGAAGGGUCACAAGACUCUCAUAAGGAAAUUAUAGAUGAAGAAGAUGAGCUGCUACGAAGUCUAAAACAGGAAUGGGGAGAUGAAAUUUAUGAGGCGGUGGUAACAGCUUUGAAGGAGCUAAAUGAAUACAAUCCCAGUGGAAGAUACACUGUUCCUGAGCUUUGGAACUUUAAGGAAGGAAGGAAAGCCACACUAAAGGAGGUUAUUGCUUACAUCAUGAAGAAUAUCAAGACACUUAAAGGCAAGAAAACUCGAUACUAAGGAUGCAGGGUGAAAAUUGAACUGGUCUGGACUGGAGCAAUGUGCGUCUCAUGCAAGAAGAUACAAGAAUAUGGUGGUGGUUAGGUAUCACGGUGUAAAUAAAUAUGUUGUAAAUAAGAUUUGCAGUUCUCUUGACGCUGUUAACUUCAUUUUCAGUGAGAAACUGUGUCAAUAUGGAUAGUACUAAAUAUGUACAUCUGCU
Rubroshorea leprosula is the source of this 2247-nucleotide messenger RNA. The record is from the annotation of a GenBank genome assembly. Lineage: Eukaryota; Viridiplantae; Streptophyta; Magnoliopsida; Malvales; Dipterocarpaceae.